This is a messenger RNA of Prorocentrum cordatum, 7560 nucleotides long. Lineage: Eukaryota; Dinophyceae; Prorocentrales; Prorocentraceae. The record is from the annotation of a GenBank genome assembly.
CAGCUACGUGGUGUGUGACGGGUGCAGCAGAUGGCGCUACUGCAAGAAUAUCACCAGCAGGGGCGACCUCUGCAUCUGCGGCAAGAAUCUCGCCUGCCUCGUCCCCGACGGACAUGUCUUCCGUGACGAGGAUGGUGGGUGGCUGGCAGCACAGCCCCAAGGAGGAACCUCGCCCAGGAUCAGCUGGGCAGAUGGCUGGCAGCCAGGAGGUGGUGCAGGCGGGAAAGGGCAAGGAGGCCAACGCCAGCCGCCACCUCACGACAAUACCGUCGAUCUCAAGGCCGCCGCCGCAGCAGCAUACAGCAAGCUCAGCAAGGACGACCCGCUCAGGCAGCACUACGAGGCCCUCUGGCCAGAGCUCGCCGCAGCCAAGCCACCAGCAGAACAACCAGUCGUUGGAUUCAAGGCAGUGGAGGCAGCAGCUCGACGCUUGGACAAACUCCAGAAGAAGGUACGAUCGGCAGGGGAGCAAGUGGAGAGUGCCCAGCAGUACUUGGCUGAGAGUGAACGCAAGCUUCGUGAAGCUAUGGAAGCCUCCAUUGCAGCUGAAGGUGAGUUCGACAAGCUCAAGGCCACAGUCGGCAAGCAAGAGGCACCAGCUGAACCUGCAGUCGAGAAGCCAACUCUGGCAGCCCUCCUGGAGCAGUUCGAGCAUGAGCCUGACGACUUCCACAAGUGGUCCGAGCCCGACAAGGAGGCAAGCGUGUCUGCGCCGCCAGCCCAGCCCCUCAGCGAGGUGCCACCACAGGCGCUGAGGCAGCAGGGUCAGCUGCCGCGGCUGCGCCUAACGGCGCCGCAGCAGCUGCCCAACCAGAAGCAGGUGCAGCAGAACAUGACAAAGCUGAGGAACGCCGAGCCAGAGUGGAGGCCCACAUCCAGGAGGCGCGAGAGAAGGUCUCGCAGGCCAGGCGCGCCGAGACAGUCGUCGACGCAGAAGGGCAAGGUGGCCACUCAGCAGGGUAGCCGCCCCAAGGCGAGCGCGAAGAAGGCUCGCCGCCCUUGCCACAUCGACUUCUUCAAUGUCACGACCUGGGGCCCCCAGGCACAGGGCUACCUCAUGGAGAUCAACGACGCCAAGGACAGGGACAUCAUCGGCAUCGCGGAGCACCACCUCCGCCAGCCAGCGCAGAUAAGCAAGGCGAGAGCGGCGCUCAGGAGGAAUGGCAUGCACAGCUACUGGACCAAGGCACGGCCAGGAGAAGGAGAGGGCACUCGAGGAGGAACGUGUGCCAUCACGCGAGGAUCCUUGGACAUCCAGGACAGGAUCGCGGGUUUCGACGAGCACUACCUGCACGAGGACGGCAGCGACGUCACGGUGGUAAUCUCCAACCUGCGCAAGGUCCGCUUCGCAGUGGCCUUCGUCUACCUCGAGUGCGGGGCGGGCUUUGGAGAGAGGAACGCCAACAUCCUCUGCGACCUGCGGGAGAAGAUGGCCGUCUGGGGAGGUGAGGCCAGGUGCAUCGAUUUCGCGCUGAUCUCGCAGGGCCUGGCGCCGUAUUUUGACCAGCUAGAGCUGCUCAGGACCGUGCCGUGGAAGCCGCGCAUCGGCAUCCGCUUGAAGUUGAAAGGGCGGCCUCUCAUGCUCAAGGGCAGGGUGCUUCGAUGCGACCUGGAAGAGAACGACAUGGAGCCAGUGCCGCAGCUGUACUACGACAAGGAGGUCCAGCACGUCAUCCCUGACGGGCUGUGGCAGGCCACCUCCGAGAGGGUCAGCUUGCGUGCCUACGACGAGUUGCCCCAGCUUUUGCAGCGCACUGUCGUCGGCAAGAUGAUGGAGCGGGACAUGCUGGACCUGGGGCAACAGUACGACCACUUCGCAAGCACCCUCGAGCUCAGCCUGUGCGAGAGCAUCGGCAUCCCAGAGGAAGAGCGAGGACGACAUCUCGGGCACAGCAGGCCCCCGAGCUACAAGAGCGUGAGCAUCAAGGACACCGUCACCUCUACGCCAUGGGCAGGGGUCGAAAGGGAGAUCCAUGCGUGGUGGGCGGAGAUCUCCUCCUUGGUGCGGCAGCUCUCGCACCAUGAUGCCCGAGCGCAGGAGGCAGCGGCAAGUCGACAGGGCAAGACCCAUGCACUUCCCGAGGGGGACUCGGGAGGGGGACAGGGCCCGUUGGAGUCGGAGCUCGGCCCCGUCAUGUCUGGCAGCCAGGUAGGACGCAACACCAUGGACAUCCAAGAUCACGACCCCUUCGAGGAUGAGGAGGACUACUUGGAGUACCGCCAGGAGAUCGCAUACCAGGAAAACAGCGAUGGGUACCACCAGCACAUCGAGGGGCAGCAGGCCAGCCUCGAGUUCAGCCAGACCGUUCGCCGUCGUGCAGCUGGACCUGCUACUCACCCACCAGCAGGACGCAGCACCAUGGACGUCCAAGACCACGACCCCUUCGAGGAGGAGGAGGACUGCUUGCAGUACCGCCAGGAGACCGCAGACCAGGAGGACUGCGAUGGGUACCACCAGCGCAUCGAGGGGCAGCAGGACAGCAUCGGCUACGGCCAGACCGCUCACCCCUGGAAUGAUGACCAACACCAGCGGGAGCGGGAAGACUACGUGGCCAUGAGAGACGACCUGGAGUACUGGGCGGCCAUCUGGAUGGAUAACUUGGUGCAGCUCCCCACGGACAACAGCAACUGGAUGCAGAUCUGUGCGCCGUUCCUGGAGACCAUCUUGGGAGGCGGAGGCAACAAUGGCAUGGUGAGACUGCUCAGGCGUAGGUGCCAGCUGGCCGGCCUCAGCCAUAUCAUCAGGGACCUCUGCGAGCGAGUCCGCACCCACAGUGGCCGCCAGACGCAGCAGCAGAUCAACACAAGACGGCAGCUUGCGCAGCAGCUCAACCAGCCUGACCCAGGCAGGCUGAACGAAGAAGGUGCAGCCAAGGACCAGCAGCAGGCCCUCCUCGCAGACCUGCACGCGAUAGCAGAGGGCGCCCUCGUGGACCCAGGGGCAAUCAGCAGGGUAGCAGAGGAGGUAAAGAGCAUGGCCAAGCUACUCACAAAGGCGGUGAAGAAGGCGUACAUCCACUGGGUGCACGACGCCACGUCAGGCAGUGCGAAGAUGGCCCACGCCUACACCAAGGCAGCGGAGCGCAGCCAUCUGGAGGACAUCCUAGAGCACGAGGGCCAGGUCAUCAACCACCCGCAGCAGCUGGUGGACUUGCGCAAAGAGGCAUGGCAACGCAGGUGGACGCGAGAUGCGCAGAAGGCCGAGAGGACCCAAGAGGCGCUGGCCAAGCUGAGGCAGGCUGCCCUGGCCCAAGAGAAUGCCCUCGAGCCCAUCAGCAAGGACAUCAUAGGCUCCAUCGUCCAGCACCUGAAGCGCAAUGCUGGCCAAGGAGCGGACUGGUGGAGGGCUCCAGAGCUCAAGACCAUGGGCGCCCAGGGGCUGGAAGAUUUCGUGCAGUGCCUGGCCAGCUGUGAGCAAAGGGCAGCUUGGCCGUGGCAAUUCUACUUGGUGCUGGAGCUGCUGCUGGGUAAGAAGCCAGGAAUCGGCGGAGAGCGCCCCAUCGGCCUCAUGCCCAUGCCGUACCGCAUCUGGAGCGCAGCCAGGAGGCCCAUAGUAGCCACCUGGAGCAAGGCAGCGGCGGGCUUCUGGGAUACGGCAGUAGCUGGCUCCUCAGCGCUACGAGUGGCAAUGCACAGACUGAUGAGGGCAGAAGCCGCCACGGAGAUGGGCUUUCAUGCAGCAGGAGUGUUCUACGACGCGGCAAACUUCUACGACAACAUAGGCCUCGACCAGCUGAUCGAGAAGGCCAGUGCCCUCCAGUGCCCGUUGCUGCCGCUGGCAAUGGCCGUGCAGAUGUACCUUGCGCCCAGGGCCAUCAUGGCCCACGGCCUCUUCUCGGACAUCUUCGAGCCUGCCAACAGCAUGGUAGCUGGCUGUGGCCAAGCGGUAGACCUCACCAGACCGCUUUUGUAUGGAAUCCUGGAUGCAGCGCACAGGCACCACAUCUUCGUCGUCAUGCAGCAGUACCUGGACGACUUGGCCCUGCAGGUAGAGGGUGCGCGGCGGCAGGUCAUUGACCAGAUCAAGCACGUGGCAGCGCUGGUGCACGAUGGAUUCAAGCAGCUCGCGAUACCCAUCUCUGUCAAGACGGCAGUGGUGGCCUCGGACAAGGACCUCCAGGCAGAAGUCGCCAGCAUCCUGGACAGCCUGGGCACCCCCAACAAGCAACCAGGUGUAGUGCGCGACCUCGGCGUGGACACCAGCCUUGGCAAGCAGCUGCGGCGACCCACCCAUGCCGCGCGCCAGGCCAAGGCCAAGCAGAGGGUGGCCAAGCUCAGGGACCUAGCGAAGACGGACGCCAGAGGCGCGGCAAAGGUCUAUUCAGCAGGUGCCUACUGCCAGCAGGCUUGGGACUUACCAGCGCACGGCAUCACGCCCACGGAGGCGAAGUUGGUCAGGGCUACGGAGGCAGCGCUCCUCACAGGCGGACACAAGGCAGGACGCUGCACGUCCACCAUCCUCCUGAUCCAGAGGGGUAUGCAAGAGGCAGUAACCCGAGCCAUCGGCGACCAGACCAAGCAGUUCUGGCUCACCGUAGUCGACCACCCGACGGAGCUCAAGAGGUACCAGAGAGGCUGGCUCCUGCUCUACGCCAAGUUGGGCGCCCUGGAACCCAACCGCAGGUGGCAGCAGGUCAAGGGGCCUAUGGCAGGGGUCAUCGCGCAGUUGCUUGGGUUAGGCUGGAUACCGCGACGCCUGGACAGCUGGAUCAGCCCAGCAGGUGACGAGUGGGCCUACAAGCCAGAUGACAUUCCUCACUUCGGCGCGCUCCUGCAUGAAGUCCAUCAGAGCGCGCAGCAGCAGCUCUGGCAGCAGGCAGCUGGCCAUCGCAGUGGAGAAGGACUUCAGGCUGGAGGCGACCUCUAUCAGCUGCAGCGCCACCUGAGGAGGAGGAGGCGUAAAGGGCAGCAUGCAGAGGCAGCCAUGCUGGAGACCAUAGCGGUGGCGGGCAUCUGGACCAGGGAGCGUCGCAGGGCGGCCAACCUCAACCAAGAAGGCGAUGACACCUGCGCGAGAUGCGGCGAGGCGAUAGAGACAGAGGAACACCGCUACUACGCAUGCCCUGCCAACGCAGAGAUAGGGCACAGCAAUGACGCCGACCUGGCGAAGAAGGCGAAGGACGCGCUGGACCAGCGGCAGGACCUGCAUUUCUGGCUCCGAGGCAUCCCGCCAGCGGCCUGGGCAGCCAAGGUCGACCCAGACGAGGACGCGGCGAAGGCGGCGCAGAUCUUCUGCACCAGCGAAGAGGCUCAGGCUGCAGCCCAGUCAGGGCACAAGGUUCGAGCAGACUAUGUCUUCACGGACGGCUCAGGUGGUGCAGGGGAAACGGCCAGGGACCCCCGCCUCAGACGCUGCGGCUGGGCAGUGGUGGCUUUCAGGUUCGACGAACAAGGACGUCCGCAGGAAGUGGCUGCCUGGCACGGCACAAUCAGGGCACCGCGCACGGUGCCACGGGCAGAGCUCACCGCCAUGAGCAAAGCCAUAGGGUACACCACGGCGGCGACAGCCAGGGGGCUCAACAUAGUCAGCGAUUGCAAAUACGCCCUGGACGCACUCAAGCAGAUCCAGGACCCUGAGGAUCUGGACUACAGGAGCACGAACUACGACCUCUGGCUCCAGACGAAGCAGCAGCUGCAGAACAGCACGGACACCAUCAUGGGCCACCACAUCCCGAGCCACCUGAUCGAGCACCCAGCCGAGCUGGAGAGGUGGAAUGGUCCCACCUGGUGGGUCAUAGGAAACGAGAUGGCAGACAAGUACGCAGGCUGGGGAGCGGAGCAUGGAGCACUGGAUCCAGCCAUCAUCGCGCAGCAGCAGAUCAGGGACCAGCUCACCACGGCGGUGCAGAACCGGCUGCUGGCCAUCAACAUGGCGGUGACGGUGGAGGACCCCAACAAGGCCCCUCAGCGUCCCAAGGCCAAGCGGCGAAAGCCGCAGACGGCGAGGGACAGGGCAGCCCAGCAGGGACACGACCUGCGAAAGCUACAUCCGCGAUGGUGGUGUGCAACGUGUCGCAGUGGCCCAGCCAAAGGACAAAGCAUCAGAGACUGGUUGGCAGAGACGGGAACAUGCCUCGGGAAGUACGGCGGCCACCAGGACCAGCACGGCAACGUCAGGCUCGACUUCAAGGCGGUGCAGAUCGGCACGCAGGUGGUGCACGUCUCCCACAAGACGCAGUUCACCCAUGGCUGGCUCUGGUGCGAGAAAUGUGGCGGCACCAGCUACCUUGGGGACCGCAAGAGCAGGAUCGUGGCAGGAGUGGCAAGGAAGCUGGCAAGGCCAUGUCAGCCCCCAACAGCAGCAGGGCGGCGGGUCUUGGAGGACAUGCAGAGGGGCAAGCUGCAAAGAGGAGCUAAGCCAGCAGCAGACCCAGCUGAUGAGGGUCUCGACGAGAUCGCCAUGCCUGGAGACUUCAAGCUCGGCCUGAGCAACCACGAGGCGAUCGAUCUGGACGGGGGCAGCUCAGAGGCAGGGGACCCGCAGCCAGCUCCACAGCAGCCACCCAGCCAUCCGCACUCUGUAGUCCACGCCAGCUGGAGGCUCGUCGACCACAUGGAGGGCUACGCGGAGCAGUGGAUGAACAUGGUCGACCAAGAGGUCUGGGACGAUAUGGACGACUGGAUGGAGCACUGCGUACCGUACCUCCUGGCCAUCACCAAUGUGGGUGGCAGAACGGACACGCAAGAGCAGACCAGGGCCGUCACCGUGCAGGAGCUCCAGCAGAUCAAGGACUUCUGCGAAGAAGUCUGGCGCAACACGCACCGCACGCGAUGGAGGCUCAUGACCAGGAUGCUUACCCUCCCGUAUGGCACAAGGCAGCAGGCAGCAAGAGUGCACAUGGACGCCUUCCAGAACAGAAGGAACAACAUCCUAGCGCACAGCAUCCCCAGCAGCGAGCGCAGGCCGCUGCCGAGAACAGCGGAGGCCAGCCGAGAGUGGUCACCAGAGAACCUGGACGAUGAUGACUCGACCCCAGACAGUGAAGCCCCAGAGCUGGAGGGUGAGCCGAGCAGCCAGGAGAUUGAGACCAUGGCGGGACCUGAUCAGGGGCACGACGCCAACAGCCUGACGCAGACGGCAGUGCAGGUGGCAGUAACGCUGACCAAGCCAGUGGGGCCCGACCUGAUGAAGUUCGUGAGCGAAGCCGACGAGGCCGGCCUGCUCCACCCAAGGUUUCGACACAACAAAGGAGAAGCUGACCAGGACCCCGAGCAGGAGGUGGCGUGGCUCGAGAGGAACAGGCUCGAGCAGCUCAUGCAGUCGCUGGCAGGCUGUUGGAGCCAGAAAGAGGGCGAGCAGGGCUGGCCAUCGUGGCAGGCCGCGUGCGUGCCCCAUGUGCUGAGGGCGCUGCAGACUGGCGUCUACCAUAGGCUUUUCAGCUACGUGUCAGGGGCGAGCCGCCAGCGCAGCCAGCGCCGAGCGGCGGAGGAGAUCUGCCGCCUGGCAUGGCUCAACAGCGGAGAGGCGCGCAGACAGAUCCAGCAGCAGGACCCGAAGGAGGCAGAGCGGCGCAGAGCAACGGCUGAGCAGAUCCUGGGCGUGACUGAGCCAGAGGUGAG